Lagopus leucura (white-tailed ptarmigan) is the source of this 5541-nucleotide messenger RNA. Its product is annotated as mucin-5AC-like. Gene Ontology annotation, molecular function: protein binding. The transcript is spliced from 38 exons. Bases 1 to 5541 code for a protein of 1846 amino acids. Gene Ontology annotation, cellular component: extracellular matrix. The record is from RefSeq and is a predicted model, not a curated record. NCBI's taxonomy places the organism in Eukaryota, Metazoa, Chordata, Aves, Galliformes, Phasianidae.
AUGCAUGCAGCGUGCCUGCAGCUCCUGGGGCGGCGAAUCAGCAAUCGCUCCUCUCCUGAGGAGAAAGGCAGCGAGCCCAGUGCUGAUGGCAGCAGCAGCAAAAGGCAAAGGAUAAGGAACUGCGAAGAUGAAGCUCAUCUGCAGUUAUCUACUACAAAACGUCCCGAAGAAAGUGAAAUGGUUUCAUCUGAAGUGAAAAUCAUCCAGCAAACAUCAAAUCCAGUAAUAACACCUUCCAACCCUGCUCACAAUGGCCGUGUAUGCAGCACAUGGGGCAACUUCCACUUCAAGACUUUUGAUGGAGACAUCUACCACUACCCUGGGCUCUGUAAUUAUGUUUUCGCAUCCCAUUGCAACACUCCUUAUGAAGAAUUCAACAUCCAGAUUAGGCGUACCCUGGUGGAAAAUGUUCCUAUAAUCCACCGCAUUGCCAUAAAACUUGAAGGUGUAGCUGUUGAGCUAACAAAGGAUACUGUCCUGAUCAACAGCAACAGAGUUCAACUGCCAUACAGUCAAGCUGGAAUUACUAUAGAGAGAAGCAGCAUUUACGUGAAAGUUGUCAGCAAAGCAGAUAUUGUAUUUAUGUGGAAUCAGCAUGACAGUAUCUUGUUAGAACUGCAUGAGAAAUAUGCCAAUCAGACCUGUGGUCUUUGUGGGGACUUCAAUGGCAUUCCAGUUUACAAUGAGUUCUAUUCAAACAAUAUCAGAAUGACAGCCUUACAGUUUGGGAAUAUGCAGAAGUUGGAUGGGCCGACAGAGUACUGUGAAGACCCAACUCCUUCCUCAUCAGAUAAUUGCACAUAUGACUUUGAUGACAUAUGUCAGAAAACAUUGACCAGCUUUGCAUUUGAAGACUGUAAUGGCCUAGUUAAUGUUAGUGAGUACAUUAGGGCUUGCCGAGAAGACUUGUGCCGCUCUGAAGAGUUAAAAAAUGCCUCAUGUAUCUGUGAUACUAUUGCUGAGUACUCCCGGCAGUGUGCUCAUGCUGGUGGGGAACCUUUGAACUGGAGAACCUCAAAACUGUGCCCCAAGACAUGUCCUUACAACAUGCAGUAUUCGGAGUGCAGCUCCCCCUGCACUGACACAUGCACUAAUCCUGAACGAUCUCAGUUUUGUGAAGAGCACUGUAUGGAUGGUUGUUUCUGCCCCCAAGGAACCGUUUUUGAUGACAUAAACAAUUCUGGCUGCAUCUCCCGUCAGCAAUGCUCCUGUAUUUACAAUGGCAACACUUAUGCUCCAGGAACUUCUUUCUCAGAGCAGUGCUAUUCCUGUACAUGCAAUGGAAGCAAAUGGAAUUGCGAAGAUAUGUCAUGUCCAGGAAUAUGUUCCGUAGAGGGAGGCUCGCACAUUUCGACAUAUGAUAAAAAGCAUUAUGAUGUCUAUGGAGACUGCACUUACGUCCUUUCUAAGCACUGUGAAGAUGAAAUAUUCACCAUCCUGGUAGAACUACGCAAAUGUGGCAUGACAAGCACUGAAACAUGCUUAAGGACAGUGACCCUCAGCUUGAAUAAAGGACAAACGCUCGUUGAGGUCAAAAGUGAUGGUGGUGUGUUUGUGAACUCAAUCUACACCCAGCUGCCAAUCUCAGCAGCCAAUGUCACCAUCUUUAGACCUUCAUCAUUCUUCAUCAUCAUGCACACAAAUAUUGGUAUCCAGGUUGAAAUCCAGAUCACACCCAUCAUGCAAAUGUUUGUGCGAUUGGACCCUGUGUUCAAAGACCAAACCUGUGGUCUUUGUGGAAAUUUCAAUAAUGUCCAAACUGAUGACUUUAAGGCCAUAAGUGGAGUAGUUGAAGGAACAGCAGCAGCAUUUGCUAAUACAUGGAAAACUCAGGCUUCUUGCCCUGAUAUCCAGAACAGUUUUGAGAACCCCUGUGCACUCAGCAUCGAUAAUGAAAAAUAUGCUAAGCAUUGGUGUGGGCUACUAACUAACAGAGAAGGACCUUUUGCUGGUUGUCAUUAUCUACUGAAUCCCUCUACUUACUACAUGAACUGCAUGUUUGACACGUGCAACUGUCAAAACAGUGAGGGCUGUCUGUGUGCAUCCCUUUCUUCCUAUGUGAGAGCUUGUGCUGCAAGAGGAAUCCAAAUAAAUGGGUGGAGGACUAAUGUCUGUUCAAAGUACACCACCUCAUGUCCCAAAUCCCUAAGUUACAGCUAUACCAUCGAUUCAUGCCAACCCACAUGUCGCUCUCUAAGUGAGCCUGAUAUCACAUGCAAAAUUAAGUUUGUCCCAGUUGAUGGCUGCACCUGCAUAAAUGGAACCUACAUGGAUGAAAGUGGCAAAUGUGUGCCUGCUGAUGAAUGCCCCUGUUACUAUCGAGGAUCUCCCAUACCACUUGGAGAAGUUGUCCGUGAAAAUGGGCUUGUAUGCACUUGCAUCCAGGGAAAACUGAAUUGCAUUGGAGAACCCGAUCAAAUUCCAGUUUGUGAAUCUCCCAUGUUCUACUUAGACUGUAGAAACAACACAGCAGGAACAACUGGAUCAGAGUGUCAAAAAAGCUGUCAUACUCUGGAUAUGCAGUGUUAUAGCACACAGUGUGUAUCUGGCUGUGUGUGCCCAUCUGGACUUGUGUUAGAUGGGAAGGGUGGUUGUAUUCCUGAAGAGGAAUGUCCAUGUAUUCACAAUGGAGCCACGUAUCAAUCCGGGGAAAAGAUCAAUGCUGACUGUAAUACCUGUGUGUGCAAGAAUAGGAUGUGGGAAUGCACCAAAAAACAAUGCCUGGGCACGUGUGCUGUUUACGGAGAUGGACAUUAUACCACCUUUGAUGACCAGACAUUCAGCUUCAGUGGAAACUGCAAAUACACGUUAGUCCGGAACCACUGCGGGAAGAGUGACACAGUGAAUGGGACCUUCCAGGUUAUCACUGAAAAUAUUCCCUGCGGCAGCACUGGGACAACUUGCUCAAAAUCUAUCAAAGUUUUCUUAGAGCACUAUGAACUGAUACUCAGUGAGGAGCGUGUCAGUGUGAUACAGAGAGGACAAGGUGGUGAAGUACCAUUCACAGUCCGUUACAUAGGUAUGUACACAGUGAUUGAUACCACCAGCGGACUGAUCCUCAUGUGGGACAAGAAAACCAGCAUCUUCAUCAAGCUGAGCGCUGAAUUUAAGGGUCAGAUCUGUGGCCUCUGUGGAAAUUAUGAUGGCAAUGGCAUCAAUGACUUCACUACAAGGAGUCUGUCUGUAGUGGAGGAUGUCCUAGAGUUCGGAAACAGCUGGAAAGUAUCCUCCACAUGUCCUGAUGCUCACUUCUUAAAGGACCCAUGCUCUACCAACCCUUAUCGAAAGUCCUGGUCAGAGAAGCAGUGUAGCAUCAUCAACAGCAAUGUCUUUGCUGCCUGUCACUCACAGAUUGAACCAGCAAGAUAUUAUCAAGCCUGUGUGACAGAUGCUUGUGCCUGUGAUUCUGGAGGAGACUGUGAUUGUUUUUGUACAGCAGUAGCUGCCUAUGCUCAAGCAUGUAAUGAAGUUGGUGUCUGUAUAGCCUGGAGAACCCCAUCAAUUUGUCCACUGUUCUGUGAUUACUAUAAUCAACAAGGAGAAUGUGAAUGGCACUAUAAGCCUUGUGGAGCCUCCUGUAUGAAGACCUGUAAGAACCCAAGUGGAAAAUGCCUCCAUAACUUGCCAGGUUUAGAAGGCUGCUACCCCAACUGCCCACCAGACAAGCCAUAUUUUCAUGAGGAUCAGAUGAAGUGUGUCAGUCUCUGUGACUGUUAUGAUAAUGAAGAUGGAAAGAUAUAUAUGCGGGAUAAAUGUCAAUUAUGCGAGUGCACAUCAGAAGGUUUACAGUGCAAGUUUGAUGAUAAAGAAAUGGCAACCACAACACCAGCAAGAAGUGUAUGCGUGAAGUAUAUAUGUGAGUGGUCAGAAUGGUAUGACGGGACAGAGCUUGAAAAUGAAGAGGAAACCUUUCAAUAUAUCACAGGACAAGGAAAAAGCACUUGUAAUACCACGAGCAGCAUUGAAUGCAGAGUACAUAAACACUCAGAUAAGACAAUAAAAUAUCAUAACCAAAAGAUACAAUGCAAUAAAACCACUGAAUUGAAAUGCAAUAACAAAGACCAAGAAGAUAAGAAAUGCUUCAAUUACCAAAUCAGAGUAUUAUGCUGUAAAUAUAUAUCAUGUUCAGAAAUAACAACUACAACACCAAAACAAACACAACAAACUACAUUCACAACUACUGAAACAACAGCAAUUCCAAUACAGACAAAGAAUAAAACAACAAUGUCACAAAUAGGAACAAAAUCACAACAAAAAGAAACAACGACAAUAUCAAAACAUACCAGCAGUGCAGAUACCACUAAGACGUCAGUGCACCAAACAGAAAGUACGACCACCAUUGCAUCAACAACUUCAUCAACAACACCUACCAGCAGUACCAGCACGACCAAGACAACACCCCCUGUAACAACAGGAACAACAAACAUUGCACCCACAAGUGCAGGAACCAUCACACCUACCAGCAGUGCCAGCACCACCAAGACCACUCCUCUUACAACUGGGAGCACAACCGCCACGACCCCUCCCCCAACAAACAGCUGCCAGCCGCGCUGUGCCUGGACGCAGUGGUUUGAUGUGGAUUUCCCAAGCUCUGGUAGCCAGGAUGGAGACUUUGAGACCUAUGCAAAUAUCCGUGCCGCUGGUUAUGACCUGUGCUCCCAGCCGCAGGACAUCAGCAAAGAAUGUGAAAUUGCUCCAUUUCAGGGGCCAUGUCCUGCAACAACUGCUUUAACUUCGGUGUCCUCAGAGACUACAACAGAAGCCCCCUCAUCCACAGCAACAUCCCUCACAGAUUUACCAGAAAGAAACUGUACUGAUGUCAAUCCUCCACGAAAGCCUGGAGAGGUAUGGACAACGCAGUGCCAGGAGUGUGUCUGUGAUCCAGACACUGCCACGGCAGAAUGUCGGCUGCUCCCAUGCGAUAUAGAGGAAGUAGUUUGUGACGUAGGAUUUAUUGCCUUACCUGUACUACCAGUAACAGACCCCUGCUGUCCUGAACUUGAAUGCCGGCAACGUUCAAACACCUGUGAGAUUAAUGGUAAAAUAUAUGAGAGUGGAACAUUUGUAAUAGAUUCAUGUAAGAAUUGUACCUGCUCUUCUGAGAAUGGGAAAAACAUUGUGAAGUGCGAAGCACUUAAAUGUGAAACAUCUUGUCCACUGGGUCAGCAAUAUAAGAUUGAGGAUGGAGAGUGCUGUGGGAAGUGUGAAGUAUCAUCUUGCAGAAUUCAUCUAAAUAACGAGACUGUUCUGCUCGAAGUUGGUAAGAUUCUGCCACUUGAUCUGUGCAGCCACUACAAAUGUGAAUUAAUUGAAGACCAAUACGUUGCAGUUCAAACGAAACGAGUAUGUCCCGACUACGGUCCACUGGAGUGCGAUCCCGAUGAAGCAGAGACUACUCCUGAUGGCUGCUGCAAGAUAUGUAAACCCACUAACUGCAAAGCUUACAGCACAAAAACUGUAAUCCAAUACGAAGACUGUGAAUCUCCUGAAGCUGUUGAGUUGGGAUAUUGUGAAGGGACUUGUCCUGGCUCCUCCACGUAA